CUUCUAGUGCCCCCUUACUACUCUGAAGCUCCCUUCAUAGACUCCUCCACCCCAGAAUCUUCUGACAGAUAUGUCUAGGAGUCAGUUUGGACAGGGGAAGAAACCUCUAGAUAUAUUUUUCUGGGUAAAUGAGAUAACCGGAGAAAUCACCUACCCCCCAGAGAACCCUGACACACCUGCGGCUGCUGAGAAACAGGAGAGGACCGUCGCCCAGCACGGGGCCACUCAGGAGGCGGUUCAGAGGCCCCUGGGCCCAGCCACAGCGCAAAGGCCUGCCCCUCCACCCACUCUUGAUGCUCCGCUGAAAGACCCGGACUCUACAAACUUCCUCCGAUCUCCGCCAGCCUUCAGCCAGACUAAAGCUGGAGCAAGGAGCCCGCCGCCUUUUGCAGCAAUCCCUGUCACCAUCUCACCCCCAGGAGGGGCUCUGCCAGCACAGGGUCCCCUUGGACCAGCCCCUCUACCCUUACCUGCCACGUGCAAUCCCUGUCACCAUGUCACCCCCAGGGGGGACUCUGCUAGUCCGAGGCCCCCUUGGACCAGCUCCUCGGCUCCUACUGGCCAGAUUUUCUCCCAGCCCUUCUCCCACCUUGGCCUUCACCGGCAAACUGAAAAAUGUCCUUACUGGGAAUAACCGAUUUACCUUUUGAACCUUGAGAGCAUUUGUCUGGCUACACCCUUUAAGUACCUUUCUGAGCAUCAGAGCCAGAGCAACCACCUACCUAUACCUCACCUCUGUGAGGGCCCCAUCUACCACCUGCUCCGGAAGUACAAGAAUCUCCCAGGGUUCUGAGCAAUCUGCCACAUGCUUUCAACUGAAUAUAAAAUUUGACUUAGAUUUUGA
This is a messenger RNA of Ictidomys tridecemlineatus (thirteen-lined ground squirrel), 844 nucleotides long. The record is from RefSeq and is a predicted model, not a curated record. Lineage: Eukaryota; Metazoa; Chordata; Mammalia; Rodentia; Sciuridae.